Coffea eugenioides is the source of this 1801-nucleotide messenger RNA. RefSeq lists its product as uncharacterized. The record is from RefSeq and is a predicted model, not a curated record. The coding region runs from base 71 to 1423 and encodes 450 amino acids. The transcript has 15 exons. Lineage: Eukaryota; Viridiplantae; Streptophyta; Magnoliopsida; Gentianales; Rubiaceae.
AAAGUGCCAAAAGACCUCUGAAAAUCAGGGGAAAAAACCAACCUCCCAGUUGCUUCUCCGAUUCUCUUCAAUGGCUCUCCCAAAAUUCCUGGUAUUUUUCCUAUUUCUAUCCCUUAUUUUCUCCGAAAUUAAGUCAGCAACGUUGUCAGACUCAGAAGAUGAAGUAUCAGAAUCUGAGGUUCCAGAUUCUUCUCUGAAACUAGAACUGGACAAACUCAAGUCAAAGAUUUCCCUCGCAGAGUCCAGCAUAGAAGAGAGAACACAAGAAAUUAAGAGCAAGGAGAGAACUAUCAAAGAACUAGAGAAGAUAAUUGAUGAGAAGUCGAGCAAUUUAGCAUCGCUUCAGAGUGAAGUACUAUCGCUUAAGGAAAAAGAAUUAUCAAAAGCUAAGAAAAGGGAGGAUGAGGCUGAUGUGCGUGCCUCUCAACUUCAAGAACAGAUAAACAAUCUAAAGAAAGUGAUAGAGGCCCAGAACGAGAAAAAGGUUGGCCUUGAGGCCAGAGCAAAUGAUGCUGAGAGCAGAAUCAAGGAUUUGAACUUAAAACUUGAAAAUCUUCAUCGGACAAAUGAGGAACAAAAGUCUAGGAUUCAUAAAAGUCAGCGUGCCCUUGAAGUGGCAGAGGAAGAAUUGAUGAAAGGAAAAUUGGAGGCCUCUUCUCUUUCUAAACAUCUGAGUGAGGUUCGAGAAGCAUGGAUUCCACCGUGGCUCUCAGUUCAUUUUGUUCAUUUCCAGUCCUUUGUCGUGACCCAUUGGCAUAAGCAUGGAAAACCUACCUUGGAUCUGACAGUUAAAAAGGCUUUGAAAAAGAAAUCUGAACUUGAGAAGUGGGCUCAGCCUCAUGUCCAUACUGUUAAAUCAAGAUGGAUGCCAAUUGUAAAAGAACACUGCUCCACAUUUGUCAAUGAUUUCAGUCUGCAUCUGCGAUCACUCACUAAUAACGCUAUCGACUUGUAUCAUAUAUCCAAAAAGUCGAUGGAGCCUCACGUUGUAAGGUUACAAGAGGUUUCGAACCCAUACUUUCAGGAAGCUAAGAAGUUUUCGAAGCCAUAUGUUGAUCAAGUUUCGCUAUUGAUGAAGCCGCACAUGGAUAAAGCUCGUGUCUAUUUGAAGCCUUACACAAAGAAAGUAAUUCGUAGCUACAAGAGGUUCAUUAAAUUUGUGACUGCAUAUCAUCGCCAGGUCCAAGCUACCAUUCUGGACUUGCUAAAGAAUCAUGAGCACACAAGACCUCUUGCUACCAAUAAGUUGACUUGGUAUAUGGCCUCUGCUUUGAUGGCUCUGCCUGUCUUUCUUGUGCUGAAUAUGAUUGCUGAAGUCUUCAGUAAGAAACCUAAGAAGCGUGUUCCUACUUCACAUUCAAGCCAUACUCGUCGGAGGGCUAGACGGGGUCAUGCUGAAAGACGAAUUGAACAAGACAACUAAAGGCCACGUGUCUUUGAUAGUUCAAGAUCAAACUGUAGUGCACGCUCAGCUGCUCGCUAUUGCUCGGCUGAGGCAUCUUUAAUGGGUCUUCCCAGCGAAUUAGAUGCCUCAUUUGGGUAUGAGGAACAAAAGUUGGAACUGGAUUUCCUGCUUGAGAGAUCUGUGUUCAACGCUGUGAAGAUUGAUGUUUUAGAAAGUCGUCAUUCUGUCCGAUAAAUUGUAGGUUACAAAACGUGUUACACGAUUAGAAACUAUAAAAGGACAUGUUUUAAGCGAAAACUCAGAAAUUGUCUUGAGAAUUUAAUGUUUUGUAAUUGUAUUCUGCUCCAGCAGUGAAGGAGAUUCAUCAUUCACUAUCAUUCACUUUUUUGGCUAUUA